AAGGCGUCAACAUUUCAAAUAUUCAAAAAAACCAAAGCAAAGCGACGGUAUAAGCAGACAAACCUACCCUCAACAUUUCUGGCGCACUCAGCCGCUUCGUUUUCUGUAUACACUCUCUGUCUCUUUCGCCUUGCGGUGGAUGACCUCUGACAUUAUCUCUUCCCUGCGCUAUCAGAUUCCUACAAGCGAAACCCUAACAAUAAUUUGGAGUUGAUUCUCAUCGAUUAGCGGUAAAAUGGAAGAUUAUGGGAAGGACGAGCUUAAGGUACCUCUACUGGAUCAGCCUUUGGAUGGUGUAGCAAUUACUGUUCCUGAACAGAAGGAUAAGGGAAGUAAUAAGAAUGUUAGAACAAUUAAGCUUAAAAUUGGGGAAAUUAAGUGUACCUCGUGUGCGACGUCUGUAGAAUCUGUGCUUGAUCAGCUUAAUGGAGUUGAGAGGGUUGUAGUGUCGCCUCUUGAUGGCCAUGCUGCUGUCUCUUACAUACCGGAGCUUGUUACUGCUCAAAAUAUUAAGGAAACUAUAGAGGCUGCUGGUUUUCCAGUUGAUGAGUUUCCGGAACAAGAGAUAUCAGUAUGUCGGCUGAGGAUUAAGGGAAUGGCAUGUACGAGCUGCUCGGAGUCUAUUGAACGUGCUCUCCUUAUGACUAAUGGAGUUAAAAAAGCAGUGGUUGGUCUUGCUCUUGAAGAAGCAAAGGUCCACUUUGACCCAAAUAUCACAGAUAUAGAUCAGAUCGUGGAAGCAGUUGAGGAUGCUGGCUUUGGAGCUGAUAUCAUUAGUUCUGGGAAUGAUGUAAAUAAAGUGCAUCUAAAACUUGAAGGUAUCAACUCUUCGGAAGAUGCUAAUGCUGUUAAAUUUUCCCUCGAGUCAGCAUUGGGUGUGAAUCAUGUUGAAAUGGAUCAUGCAGAGCAUAAGGUAACAGUUAGCUAUGAUCCAAAACUUACGGGUCCGAGAUCCCUUAUACAAUGCAUUGAAAAAGCUUCUGCAGGUCCUAACAAUUACCAAGCAAAUUUAUAUGUGCCUCCAAGGCGAAGAGAAACAGAACAGUGGCAAGAAAUUCGAACUUACAGAAGCCAAUUUUUCUUGAGCUGCCUUUUCUCAUUUCCAGUGUUUCUAUUUUCCAUGGUACUUCCUAUGCUUCAUCCAUAUGGUAAUUGGCUAGAGUACAGGAUUCAUAACAUGCUGACUCUGGGCAUGUUUCUUAGGUGGAUCUUCUGCACACCUGUGCAGUUUAUUGUUGGCCGAAGGUUUUAUAUCGGAUCAUAUCACGCAUUGCGGCGGAAAUCUGCCAAUAUGGAUGUAUUGGUUGCAUUAGGCACUAAUGCUGCUUAUUUUUAUUCUGUGUACAUAGUGAUCAAAGCAGUGACUUCCGAUAAAUUUGAAGGGCAAGAUUUCUUUGAGACAAGUGCCAUGCUGAUAUCAUUUAUUCUUUUGGGGAAGUAUUUGGAGGUUCUUGCUAGAGGGAAAACAUCAGAUGCUUUAGCGAAGUUGACAGAACUUCCUCCUGACACAGCUCAUCUGCUAACUCUGGACACCGAUGGAAAUGUUAUCUCUGAGAUGGAUAUUAGCACUGAACUCAUAGAAAGGGGUGAUAUAAUAAAAAUUCUUCCAGGGGAAAAAGUUCCUGUUGAUGGAACUGUCACAGAUGGUCAAAGCCAUGUGAAUGAAAGUAUGAUUACCGGAGAAGCAAUACCCGUUGCUAAAAAACCUGGUGACAAGGUAAUUGGCGGGACUAUGAAUGAGAACGGAUGCUUACUGGUUAAGGCUACUCAUGUUGGGUCUGAGACUGCACUUUCCCAAAUUGUUCAACUUGUGGAAGCUGCUCAGCUUGCCAGGGCCCCAGUGCAGAAACUAGCAGACCAAAUCUCCAAGUUCUUUGUUCCCACAGUCGUUAUUGCAGCCUUUAUAACAUGGCUGGGAUGGUUUAUUCCUGGAGAAGCUGGUCUUUACCCUAGACAUUGGAUACCGAAAGCCAUGGAUGGUUUUGAGCUUGCGUUGCAGUUUGGCAUUUCAGUACUAGUGGUUGCAUGUCCCUGUGCUCUAGGGCUAGCAACACCAACAGCUGUCAUGGUUGCCACAGGCAAGGGUGCUUCUCAAGGUGUACUUAUCAAAGGCGGAAAUGCCCUGGAAAAAGCACACAAGGUGAAAACUGUUAUUUUUGACAAGACGGGGACAUUAACUAUUGGAAAACCAGUAGUCGUUAGUGCCGUGCUCUUUUCCAGCUUCUCAAUGGAGGAAUUUUGUGACAUAGUUAAUGUUGCCGAGGCUAACAGUGAACAUCCAAUAGCAAAAGCGGUGGUGGACCAUGCUAAGAAACUACGCCAUAGGAUGGGGUCUACAACAGAACAACAUAUUACAGAAGCUAAGGACUUUGAGGUGCACACUGGUGCUGGGGUGAGUGGAACAGUGGGUGACAGAACAGUUUUGGUUGGGAAUAAGAGGCUCAUGCGGGAUUGGAACGUCACAGUAGAACCCGAAGCUGAGAAGUACAUUUCAGAAAAUGAGCAGUUGGCUAGAUCAUGUGUUCUUGUUGCUAUUGAUGGAAGACUUGCAGGAGCAUUUGCUGUAACUGAUCCAGUAAAGCCAGAGGCCAAGCGCGUCGUCGCUUAUCUUAAUUCCAUGGGAAUCUCAGUCAUCAUGGUUACUGGUGAUAACUGGGCUACAGCAGCUGCCAUUGCGAAGGAGGUAGGAAUUGAAAAGGUGUUUGCCGAGACAGAUCCAAUGGGAAAGGCUGAUAGGAUCAAAGACUUACAGGGUAAAGGCAUGACUGUUGCAAUGGUGGGAGAUGGAAUAAAUGAUUCGCCGGCCUUAGCUGCAGCUGAUGUUGGCAUGGCGAUCGGUGCAGGCACUGACGUGGCAAUAGAAGCAGCUGAUAUAGUUCUAAUAAAAAGCAACUUAGAAGAUGUAGUUACGGCCAUAGAUCUAUCUAGGAAGACCAUUUCACGGAUUAGGCUAAAUUACGUAUGGGCCCUUGGUUAUAACAUUCUAGGCAUGCCUAUUGCCGCCGGAGUCUUGUACCCAUUCACCGGAAUCCGGCUGCCACCGUGGCUUGCUGGUGCAUGCAUGGCUGCGUCAUCGAUUAGUGUUGUUUGUUCUUCACUAUUAUUGCAGUCUUAUAAGAAACCUUUGCAUGUUAGAGAUUAAACUGAUCAUCAAAUUUGAAGCAAAAUUAACUGUUCGUUGUAACAGUAAAAAGGGGCAUCUGUAUAUGCACUAUUGCAUGUAAUAAUGUAGAUCAUUUUGAUUAUUGAGUUCCUUGACAGUCAUUUGGUUUAUAUGGGAACAGUUGAUAGCUGAUUUCGUUUAUUACUUUAUUAUUGUCA
Mercurialis annua (annual mercury) is the source of this 3321-nucleotide messenger RNA. Its product is annotated as copper-transporting ATPase HMA4-like. The record is from RefSeq and is a predicted model, not a curated record. The coding region runs from base 236 to 3142 and encodes 968 amino acids. Gene Ontology annotation, molecular function: ATP hydrolysis activity; ATPase-coupled monoatomic cation transmembrane transporter activity; ATP binding. The transcript is spliced from 10 exons. Lineage: Eukaryota; Viridiplantae; Streptophyta; Magnoliopsida; Malpighiales; Euphorbiaceae. Gene Ontology annotation, cellular component: membrane. Gene Ontology annotation, biological process: monoatomic cation transport.